This is a messenger RNA of Mytilus californianus (California mussel), 1883 nucleotides long. RefSeq names its product transmembrane protein 272-like. The record is from RefSeq and is a predicted model, not a curated record. The transcript has 4 exons. Lineage: Eukaryota; Metazoa; Mollusca; Bivalvia; Mytilida; Mytilidae. The coding region runs from base 31 to 921 and encodes 296 amino acids.
ACAUUUCAUAAUUUUGUAAUGCACUAGGAGAUGUCAAUGUUGACCAGGAAGGGAACGAUGGUUCGUAAGAAUCGAGGAUCUAUAAAACGACAAUCAUUGCGGAAACAUGGAAGUGGAUCCAUAACAAGGAAACAACAAAAGCAAACAUCGGAAAUGCCCGAAUCUCCGCGUGUAAUUGCUGUAAAAAAACAAGAAUUUCAAUAUCCUCAGUCGUCGCCGACAAGGAGUGUUGCAAGCACUAUUGUUUCAUUUGACGAUGAAAAACAAUUGUGUAAGACAUCAAUUGAUUGGCGAAAAAACAAAAAUAAUGACCAAGAGCCUCAAUAUGAAGCGAUUAUGAUACAAAUCCAGGAGGCAAACAAAGAGGCAGAAAAUACGUGUGAUUUCAUUUGUAGAAGCAGUAAAAUAAUGUGUCAUACAGUGUUUGUAACAGUAAUUGUUGGUUUGUCUAUGACCAUACCGAUAGCCAUGAUGUCAGUAGGUGUCAAAUAUUUAAAUGAUUGUCCAAAAAAGAAGAAAGUCCCAGUCUACUUAUUAGUUGGUGGUUGCUUUGGAAUGUUAAAGGUGCUUGGAACAAUAUGGCGGAACAUACGAUACCGUCGCUAUGACGACAUGGAUAGCUUCUAUGACGCUCAUGGAGGAGAUGGUGCAUUUGCAGCAAAAACAUAUCACAUGAUGGAUAUGAUUAUAUCUACUUUCUUAUUAGCAUGGCUUAUAGCUGGUACAUAUUGGGUAUUUGAAAUAUGGCAGCCACAUUAUAAACAGUUGUUACAUGAACCAAGCAAUUGGUGUGAUAAGCACGUGUACAUGUUUGCUGUAUAUCAGAUAAUUGGUUGUUAUGCUUUUUUAGCUUUUCUAUUAAUAACAAUGUGUGUAUUGGCUUCUUGUUAUAAAUUUACAAAUAUUUUUGACCAUUCGUGAUAUAAGCGUAUUCAUUUGUCCACAUUUUUACUAUAUCUAUAUAAUUACAUUAUGUUAUAUAUCAUUUUGUCUUUACGAUUUAGCAAAUAAUUAUUUUGAAUACUUUCUCUACAUUGAAACUUUUCUGGCGAAAACAUGCAUUUGAAGAUACAAAUCGAAGGACUUAACUGAGGAAUACUGUUGUUAUGCAGAUACAGACUAUCUCUUUCAAAUACAGACACUUCGAGUACACCAUUUCAUGUCUAACAGAAAUCGAAUGCGGAAUUGAUAUCUUUAAGGUGGAAUUUCAUAAUUGCAUUAACCAUUUUUAUAGCUACCUUUAAGCUUCCAAUUCAAUCUAGCGAGAGUCUAUGUUUGGUUUUUUACAUGAGCUAUAUCGUAAAUAAUUAAUAAUCAUAUUGUGUGAAGUUGCAAGAUAGAAAAACUUCGUUCUCUAGGAUCUUGAACAGGUCUGUCGAUUGGAACUGUGUAGGCAAUUUACGAGUCCUUUGAACUGAAAUUUACUUGUAGAUAUGUCAAGUUAAUGUCAGUAAAAAAUAUUACAAAUCGUGUUUGUAUUGCUUUCAAACAAAUUGAAUAUGUUUAAGUGUUAUUUGUUCAAUGGUAUGCUUGUAUAUAUGAACGGAACCUGUUAUGUUUUGUACAACGAUUAUAUAUAUAUGUGUGAUAAAUCUUUUACUAGAUAUUUAAGGGUGUUAUCUUGAAAAAUUUGCUCUCUCUGCUUCAUAGCCCGUACUAUCUUAUGUAACAUCGGGAUAAAACAAACCGUAAUCAAACAAUUGGACUUUAAUACAUGUUCUUACUGUUAAUUCUUGUCGUAUAUCAUAUAUGUCAUAAGCAUACAUUGUACUGAUAAUUAAUAUUAUAAACGUUUAAUCCAAGCAAGCAAGUUGUCUUUUUUAUAACUUUAGACAUUAAUCCAUUUAAUACAAAUCAGUGUACCAAAAUGAAAUGCACACCUU